Molecule: messenger RNA, 3310 nt
Organism: Phaeodactylum tricornutum CCAP 1055/1
Lineage: Eukaryota; Bacillariophyta; Bacillariophyceae; Surirellales; Neidiaceae
Gene: ACL
Product: atp-citrate synthase
Exons: 1
Coding region: 1-3249 (1082 amino acids)
Biological process (GO): fatty acid biosynthetic process; tricarboxylic acid cycle; acetyl-CoA biosynthetic process
Cellular component (GO): cytosol
Molecular function (GO): ATP citrate synthase activity
Source: RefSeq, a predicted model, not a curated record
AUGUCUGCGAAGGCAGUGCGCGAGUUCCACGGCAAGAAGCUGAUUGCUCGUCACGUCCACGAAGUUUCCGAAGGCAAGCAUUCAAUUGAUGAUCGGAGUGUCUUGAUCACGACAGAAACAGACCUGGAAACCUUGCCUAUUUCCGAAACCUGGUUGUCCGACACUCUUUUGGUAGUCAAACCGGAUCAACUCAUCAAACGACGGGGCAAGGCCGGUUUGGUCGGGAUUAAGCUCAAUUGGCAGGGCGUACAGGAAUGGGUUAAUGCUCGUAUGCAAAAGGAAAUUCAGAUUGAGCACGCGACCGGCACGUUGGAUCACUUUAUCGUGGAGCCGUUCGUCCCACACGAACAGUCGGACGAGUAUUAUAUCUGCAUUCAGAGCGAUCGAGAAGGUGAAGAAAUCCUUUUUUGCGCGGAAGGUGGUGUGGAUGUAGGUGAUGUUGACACCAAGGCAAAACGCUUGCAUGUCGCUAUUGAUGAUGACUACCUCACACCGGAUCGCAUCUUGGAAGCGGAUCUGUUGGAGGGCGUUCCGGCCGAUCGUCAGGAUAGCUUGGCUUCCUUUGUGCUCACACUCUUUACCGUCUAUCGCAAACUCAAUUUUGUUUACAUGGAAAUUAACCCCAUUGUGUACACAGCUGAAGGUACGAUUGUUCCUUUGGAUUUGGCUGCCAAGAUUGAUGAAACGGCGGCAUUUCUGAACGCCCCUGACUGGGGCCAUUUGGAUUUUCCGGCACCCUUUGGUCGCAAGGAGUUUCCAGAAGAAGCGUACAUCCGCGACCUCGAUGCUAAGACAGGAGCCUCGCUUAAGUUGACAAUUCUAAACCAUGCUGGCCGAGUUUGGACCAUGGUCGCAGGCGGUGGUGCCAGUGUUGUGUACGCCGAUACCAUUUCAGAUCUCGGUUUCGGACACGAGUUGGCCAACUACGGAGAAUAUUCGGGAGCGCCCAGUACGGAACACACUUUCGAGUAUGCCAAGACGCUGAUAAGUCUCAUGACACGCGAAAAAGAUCCACGAGGCAAGAUUUUCAUUAUUGGCGGGGGGAUCGCCAAUUUUACCGACGUUGCUGCUACCUUUACCGGUCUCAUUAAAGCGAUCAAGGCCUUUCAAGAAAUCCUGAAAGCACAUCACAUCAAGAUUUGGGUCCGCCGUGCGGGUCCGAAUUAUCAAGAAGGUCUGCGCUUGAUGCGCGACUGUGGUGCGGAGACAGGUUUGGACAUUCACAUUUACGGACCCGAAACGCACGCUACUGCUGUGGUGCCCCUGGCGCUUGGUCUGGCGAAGGCUGGCGACUUUCCCGAAUUUGAUGACCCCCGUGUCCACGAGACUCUACCCAAGCGAAACAGCAGUAAAGCCUCACUUGAAGAAUUGUCGAAGAUUGAAUACACAGGGCAAGUUGCGGACCACGAAGCAGAUCACAAUGUCGAGAACUUUACUGCUUUGACCCGCUGUGUCGUUUACGGUAUGCAACAUCGCGCUGUUCAGGGUAUGCUUGAUUUCGACUUUAUGUGUAAGCGAAAGAAACCAUCUGUCGCGGCCAUGAUCUUUCCGUUCUCUGCAAAUCAUUUUGUAAAGUUUUACUGGGGAACCGAUGAAAUUAUGAUGCCAGUCUACCAAACAAUGGAGGAAGCCUUCAAAAAACAUGCAGAAGUGACGGUCGUUGUGAAUUUCGCAUCCUUUCGCUCAGUGUAUAGUUCAGUCUUGGAAAUGCUGAACUUUUCCGAGCAGAUAAAGACUAUUGCAAUUAUUGCAGAAGGUGUUCCAGAGUCUCAGACGAGAGCAAUAAAUAUUGCAGCUCAAAAGCUCAAUGUCGGAAUUAUUGGCCCAGCAACAGUGGGUGGGAUUAAGCCCGGUUGCUUUCGUAUUGGUAACACUGGUGGAAUGUUAGACAACAUCGUUAUGUCCAAACUAUACAGGCCGGGAUCAGUUGCCUACGUGUCCAAGUCAGGAGGUCUAUCCAACGAGUUGAACAAUUUAAUCUGCCGAAAUUCAGACGGUGUGUACGAAGGUGUGGCUAUUGGAGGAGACCGUUACCCAGGCUCACGCUUUAUGGACCACUUGUUGCGAUACAACGAUAAUCCGCAUGUUCACAUUUUGGUCCUUCUUGGAGAAGUUGGAGGUGUUGAUGAGUACGAGAUCUGUGGGGCCCUAAAGAGUGGCAGGAUCAGCAAGCCAUUGGUGGCAUGGUGCAUUGGCACUUGCGCUUCUAUUUUCCCAUUUGAAGUCCAGUUCGGUCACGCUGGUGCGUUAGCCCGCGGAGACAUGGAAACGGCUCGAGCCAAAAACAAAGCAUUGAAGGAGGCUGGAGCCCAUGUACCAGAGAAUUUCUUUGAGUUUGGCGACGUGAUCCACGAAGUUUUCGAAUUUCUCGUAAACAGAGGCUCUCUUGUACCCGCACCUGAACCAGAACCACCCAAAGUACCAAUGGACUACGCGUGGGCAAAGCGCCUCGGCUUGGUCAGAAAGCCUGCGCACUUUGUUUCAUCGAUUUCCGAUGAUCGUGGCGAAGAGCUGCUGUAUUGUGGAAUGCCGAUCAGUGAGGUCUUCGAGAAGGAUCUUGGCGUUGGCGGAGUUGUGUCACUUCUCUGGUUCCGUCGGCAAUUACCCACCUUUGCUUCCAAAUUUAUUGAAAUGAUUCUAAUGGUCACGGCUGACCACGGACCAGCCGUAUCAGGCGCGCACAACACAAUUGUUGCAGCGCGGGCGGGCAAGGAUCUAGUAUCUUCUCUGGCAAGUGGCCUUUUGACAAUUGGACCUCGCUUUGGGGGAGCGCUCGAUGAAGCAGCUGUAAUGUUCAAGGAAGCUAGUGACGCAGGUUACGAUGCAGAACAGUUUGUCAAGAACAUGAGGCGAAGCAACAAGCUAAUAAUGGGCAUCGGGCACAGAAUCAAAUCAUUGUCAAACCCAGACAAACGCGUUGAGAUUAUCAAGAACUAUGCCCUUGACCAUUUUUCCGACAACACCGUGCUAAAAUUUGCUCUUGCUGUAGAACAGGUUACGACAAGGAAGAAAGCUAAUCUUAUUCUGAAUGUUGACGGAUGUAUUGCUGUUUGCUUUGUCGAUAUGCUUCGCGGCUGUGGAGCGUUCAGUAAAGAAGAAGCUGACGAGAUGAUACAUAACGGAUGCCUUAACGGUCUUUUCGUCUUGGGAAGGUCCAUUGGAUUUAUUGGUCACUAUCUGGACCAGAAGCGCCUUAAGCAAGGCCUGUACCGUCAUCCGUGGGAUGAUAUCAGUUACAUUAAUGAAUGAAAAUGAUUUGAAACAUAUCAAGUUAACAACAUAAAUAUCGAUAAAGCUUCAUUGGGAGCUG